CAGCCAGCCACCCCAAACUGACCAAAACAUAAAAUAGCAACAACAACAACAAAAAACCUAAAAAAUAAACACAUAUUUUCCACAAAAUUUCGAGCUUUGAAAGAAGUUGAUUGAUUGACUGGUCGGUCGAUUGAAGUUAGCCUACCACCAGCAGCGGCAGAAGCAGAAGCAGCAGUCAUGGCGUAUGCUUCUCACCUAUUUCAGCACUCAAAAAAGUUACGAAUUCACCAGCGUGCCGAUUUGGCGCGUUGGUUAUCAAAUGAUUCUCAACUCUUUGGUGGUAAAAGAAACGAUGCUUGGGCAGUUAUAGAAAAAAGGAGGUACUCUAGUGCUGCUGCUAAUAGCACUGUAAUGUCAUUCGGUGCAUCUAAGAAAGAUGUUUCUGGGACGAUUAUGAAAGUGGGAAGCCCAAUUGCUGGACCACUAUUUAUGAAGGAUUUUGCUUGUUCACAGGUACACUGGAAGAGAGGGUUUUCAUCUGAUUCAGGUCUUCCUCCACACCAAGAGAUUGGAAUGCCUUCUCUCUCACCCACAAUGACAGAGGGUAACAUAGCAAGGUGGUUGAAGAAGGAGGGUGACAAGAUUUCUACCGGUGAAGUCCUCUGUGAAGUUGAAACCGAUAAAGCAACUGUUGAGAUGGAAUGUAUGGAAGAAGGUUAUCUUGCAAAGAUAUUGAAGGGAGAUGGGUCAAAAGAAAUUAAACUUGGCGAGGUAAUUGCCAUUACCGUUGAAGAUGAGGAAGACAUUGCAAAAUUUAAGGAUUACAAUCCUUCAGCGUCAGGAAGUGGUGCUACUUCUGCUAAUGAGGCUUCUGCCCCUACCCCACCUGCUUCACAAAAGGAGGAAGUUGAAAAACCAGCUAGUUUACCAGAACCAAAAAUUUCGAAGCCCAGUGCAGCUCCUGAUGGAGAUCGCACUUUUGCCAGUCCUCUUGCAAGAAAAUUGGCUGAAGAUCAUAAUGUACCCCUCUCAAGUAUCAAAGGAACGGGUCCUGAUGGCCAUAUUGUGAAGGCUGAUAUCGAAGAUUACUUGGCUUCACGAGGAAAGGAAGCUCCAGUGACAAAGCCUGUUGCCAAGGACACCUCAGCUCCUGCUUUAGAUUAUGUGGAUAUCCCUCAUUCUCAAAUAAGAAAGGUGACAGCUUCACGCUUGUUAUUCUCAAAGCAAACUAUUCCCCAUUAUUAUUUAACAGUGGAUACAUGCGUCGAUAAACUUAUGGGUUUGCGGAGUCAACUCAAUUCGAUACAAGAGACUUCAGGUGGGAAGAGAAUAUCUGUAAAUGAUCUUGUAAUCAAGGCUGCUGCUUUGGCUCUGAGGAAAGUUCCCCAGUGCAAUAGUUCAUGGACUGAUAACUAUAUUCGCCAGUAUAAUAAUGUUAAUAUCAAUGUAGCGGUACAGACAGAUAAUGGACUAUAUGUCCCAGUUAUUAGGGAUGCGGACAAGAAAGGUCUAUCCAAAAUUGCUGACGAGGUGAAGAAUUUGGCCCAAAAAGCAAAAGAGAAUAGCUUGAAACCAGAAGAUUAUGAGGGAGGCACGUUUACUGUUUCCAACUUGGGAGGGCCCUUUGGCAUCAAGCAAUUUUGUGCGAUCAUUAAUCCUCCCCAAUCAGGCAUUCUAGCAAUUGGGUCCGCUGAGAAGAGGGUCAUCCCCGGUUCUGGUCCUGAUGAUUUCAAAUCCGCUUCCUUCAUGUCUGUAACACUAAGCUGUGAUCAUCGUGUUAUAGAUGGGGCAAUUGGUGCGGAAUGGCUAAAAGCAUUUAAAGGCUACAUUGAGAAUCCAGAGUCAAUGUUGCUGUAGAUUACUCUACGGCCACUUUCAUCAUUUCUUUUGACACUUAUUUUAUUUUAUUCGCGGUGGUGAUUAACAACGAGGUACUUGAUGUAAUCCCCAUUGUCAUUGCUGAGUUCUAUUUGUUUGGCGUUUAUGCAUCACCAGGAAACUCCCUUUGUAGUCUUGGCAAAACAGCAUUUGGUGGAAUAAGUGGGGAAUUGAGGCGUGAACAGCGAGCUCAAUUUUGUAGUUGCAGAGUGUCCUAACCCUUUUUGUGGGUAAUAAGCAUGAGGUUUUUUUA
Populus euphratica (Euphrates poplar) is the source of this 2071-nucleotide messenger RNA. Its product is annotated as dihydrolipoyllysine-residue acetyltransferase component 2 of pyruvate dehydrogenase complex, mitochondrial-like. Gene Ontology annotation, molecular function: dihydrolipoyllysine-residue acetyltransferase activity. The transcript is spliced from 19 exons. Bases 178 to 1797 code for a protein of 539 amino acids. NCBI's taxonomy places the organism in Eukaryota, Viridiplantae, Streptophyta, Magnoliopsida, Malpighiales, Salicaceae. Gene Ontology annotation, cellular component: pyruvate dehydrogenase complex. The record is from RefSeq and is a predicted model, not a curated record. Gene Ontology annotation, biological process: pyruvate decarboxylation to acetyl-CoA.